AUGGUAGUUAAGGAAGACCUGGAAGGACUUGACUUCUCCUCCGGAGUUGACGUACGGAGAGAUCGCGAAAGGCGCAACGACCCCAUCAGCAUCCACCACCACAGUGAAGGGCACAUUGGGCUGGCAUCCCAGACGCACAGUGCCAUUGUUGGCCCAAAUGGAGCGUAUUUCCGCGUCCAGGGUGGGAUAGCUAGCCGUCCGAUCACUGAGGCCACGCAAGAAGCCCACUGGCUCAAGCACCAGCCAGUUGGAAGCUGGUACAUUUGCCCGAGUCAACCGCGCGACUCCAAGCAUGUUGCCCAACUUCUUGGGCAUCUUACGGUCAAGGAGGACGGAGUGCUCGGCGGGCCCCUCACAAAGGUCAUCCGGCCAGAAAUGAUUGUCCGCGAGGCAGAUGACCUUCUCUCGUUCGAUGAACUUGUCUUCGUUGGAGUCCAUGGGCAUAUGACACUCUGCGAUAAGGCCAAAAGUGCUUUCGAGCCUGAAAUGAGGCAGAGUCAAAGUCGACAUAUCGUCCGCAAAGCCGAAGAUGUUGCGAAAGCCACUUGGCAUCGGCUUUUUACAAUUGCUGCGCGAUUCCUCCGAAUGGAUCAUGUAAAGGGCCUCCGACCUGUACCGCAAAGCUGCGUCAUGCAACUUCUUUCGGUCUUUGGAAGUCAAGUUUUUGGAUGA
Penicillium chermesinum is the source of this 672-nucleotide messenger RNA. RefSeq lists its product as uncharacterized. The record is from RefSeq and is a predicted model, not a curated record. The transcript is spliced from 3 exons. Lineage: Eukaryota; Fungi; Ascomycota; Eurotiomycetes; Eurotiales; Aspergillaceae. Bases 1 to 672 code for a protein of 223 amino acids.